Molecule: messenger RNA, 1122 nt
Organism: Racocetra fulgida
Lineage: Eukaryota; Fungi; Glomeromycota; Glomeromycetes; Diversisporales; Gigasporaceae
Source: the annotation of a GenBank genome assembly
AUGAAUUGUGAAGGGCAACAAACACUUGAUUUACUCUUUGCAGCUGAUGAACUUGGUAUUGCAGAAAUAUUGGAAUGUAUCCAAAAACAUAUAAUAGAAUAUCAAGCCGAAUGGAUGGAUAAAAAUUUCAUUACUUAUCAUCGGAACAUUUUCAGGAAUGAGGCUUUCAAGACUCUUCAAGAUUAUUACAUUAACAAAAUUUCAACCGACCCUUCGAGUAUAUUUUAUAGAGAUGAUAUUUUUAAUCCAGAGGUAUUAAGUUCUCUUGACCAAUAUGGGUGUAUUAAAUUAGAUGAAGCUAUUUGGGGUUAUAUUGUCAACUGGGCAAAACUUCAAAUUCCGAGACUAGGAAACAAAGUCGCAGGAUGGGGCAAGAAAGAUUGGGACGAAUUCAAGUUUGCUCUCUCGCAAUGUAUUCCUUGGAAAAGUGUUUUAUCUUUAGACUGGAAUGAAUUCCACGAUCUUUUAGUUCCUUGUGAACCAUUUUUACCAGCGGAUAAAUUCGAACAUGCACUUAAACAGCAGUUAAAAAAAGCAUGUGGUUCAUCAACUACGAUUUCUUCACCAAUUUCUAUUCAAUUCAAUGGUACAAUUAUUAACAUUUGUCAUGCUACAUUAAUUUCAAGUUGGAUCGAUCAUCGAGAAGAAACCCCUUAUAGACCAGCAGAAAUACCAUAUGAAUUUAGAUUAAUGCUCCGCGGAAGUCGUGAGGGAUUUUCACCGGAUAUAUUUUACCAACGAUGUGAAGGAACUCAGAAAACAGUAGUAGUCUUCAAAAUGGCUAAAACCGGUGGAUUAUAUGGAGGAUAUAAUCCUUUGGAUUGGAAAUUUGAUCGUACCACUAAGGAAAGUUUUAUUUUCAAUUUUGACGAAGAAAAAGCAGAAAUUACUAGGCUUAAUUCAUUUGCAAUUCAUAAAAAACCCGGAUAUGGUCCUUGUUUUGGCACUAAAGAUUUAUUAUCAUUCCCGAAUGGAGAUAGGUCAAUUUUGUGGAAGACAACUGAUAGUUCAUAUUCAUUGACAGUUUCAGAUUACGAAGUUUUUCAGGUUGUGGAAAAGCCUAGAAGAUCUAUGUUCGGAUCUACAUCACAGAGCAAUGGAAUAACUCAUAAAAAGAGGUAG